AUGCAAGACUAUAGCGAAAAGGUACAGGUAAUCCAUAAUGAAAAAUUCGGCAGACAUUUGGUGGCCCAACUGGAUAUUGAGGCCGGCGACACUUUGGUGGAGGAGCGACCAUUGCUAGUGGCUCCCCAUUGGGAGUGCGGGCAGAUGAAGUGUGCCAAAUGCUUGCAGGAAUCGUAUGUGAUGUGUAGGAGCUGUAAGAUGUUUCCUCUUUGCAUGGAUUGCCAAGGUCAUGAUGACUUUGAGUGUCAGUUCUUUGCCAGCGGUGGACCAGGAGGUUAUAUCUGCAAGGAUUUAUUGGUUAAAAACUACGGUGUCUGUGCCUUGAUGAAGUUUCUUCUGCUGCUGGAGGAUCCAAGUACACGCAAGGAUUGCGAACGUUUGCUAGAGACACCCAUCAAUUUGGAUGAUUAUCGAGAUGGUGAUGGCAUGUGGCAGGAGCACGAGGAGCUGGCAGUGCGUCCACUUAUGGCUAGCGGUCUUCUAAUGUCGCUCACCCAAGCCCAAUCAUUGACAGCCGAUGAUUUGCAUGCCUAUUGCAUACGUAUUGAUAGCUACUCCUUCGAGGUGACAGCCCGGGAUGGUGACACUCUGAAAGGUGUCUUUGUCUGUGGCAGUUUACCGCAUCAUUGUGUGCCCAAUACGGUGGUGGCUUUGGAUGAGGAAUUCAAUCUCAAGUUGUAUGCUGCGGUGGAUCUUAAGUCGGGAGAGGUUAUCUAUAAUUCUUAUACGAAUCCUUUGAUGGGCACCAGCCAGAGGCAGCAUCAAUUGCGUCUUACCCGGCGGCUGGAGUGUUCCUGCUCACGUUGCCUGGAUCCCACUGAAUGUGGCACCAAUAUGAGCAGUGUAAAGUGUCGGGAAUGCCCCGAUGGUUAUGCCCUCUGUGAGCUGAGUUCUGGUGGAGAUUGGCGCUGCUCGAAAUGUUCAGCCAUAUUGCCUGCAGCCGAUGUCCAUGAGCUACUGGCUGAAUUGGGUGGCGCUCUGGUGGAGGCUAAGGGUGAACUUCAGGCCUUUGAAUCACUGCUGGCCCAGUACAAGACGCUACUGCAUCCCAAUCACUUCCUGAUGCUUGAUAUCAAACAAAAUAUAGCCAGCAUUCUGCGGGCAACGGCUCUAAUGAACUGCAUGGAUCAGCCGAGUAAGAAACUCUUGGCGCGCCGUGUGGAAUUGUGCUCCGAACUGUUGCCCAUUUGUCGGGCUGUGGUGCCUGGCAUCUCCAAGUUGUACGCCAUUGCACUGUUCGAGUAUCUGUUGUCCCUCAUAGAGUUGGUGGAAUUGCAAUUUUCCGAAGGUGAAUUGAAUAAAAAGGAAUAUGCGACCCAUCUGAAAACUGGUCGCCUGGUGGCCAAGGAGGCAAUGGAUUUGCUACGAUUUGAACCGGAAAAUUCCUCUGAGGGUUAUCUAGUUGAGCGCUUGGCCAUGGAGCUGGAACGCAUCGAAUCUGAUAUAGCAAAAUAUGGCCGUUAAACUCAAAAUAUCUGCCUUACUAAUGCUUUCACUAGCGCAAACGUAUGCUAUAAAUAUUGAAAUGGAAUACCUUGCGAACUCAGAGACCCAUAGUAUGGUACACUUUAAAAUAUGUAUAGCAUACUUUUGGGCAGGUGGAUUCAA
Molecule: messenger RNA, 1608 nt
Organism: Drosophila willistoni
Lineage: Eukaryota; Metazoa; Arthropoda; Insecta; Diptera; Drosophilidae
Gene: SmydA-7
Product: SET domain-containing protein SmydA-8
Exons: 3
Coding region: 1-1464 (487 amino acids)
Source: RefSeq, a predicted model, not a curated record